Molecule: messenger RNA, 8671 nt
Organism: Varanus komodoensis (Komodo dragon)
Lineage: Eukaryota; Metazoa; Chordata; Lepidosauria; Squamata; Varanidae
Exons: 10
Coding region: 42-4778 (1578 amino acids)
Biological process (GO): regulation of transcription by RNA polymerase II
Molecular function (GO): RNA polymerase II cis-regulatory region sequence-specific DNA binding; DNA-binding transcription factor activity
Source: RefSeq, a predicted model, not a curated record
GGCCGGGAAAGGCUCUGGCUCCUGAUUUUCAGAGGCAGCAAAUGCCGGGAGAGAACGGCACUCAGAAGUACAAAAUGGAAGACGAGGAGCCAACCGGGCCUGGGCCAGGGCAGAGGCAGAUGGAGGAGGAGGCAGAUGGAGGAGGAGGAGGAGAACCCCACGCGGUCCAAAUUGGUGCCCCGGGGAAGCUUUGGACCAAAGCAGUUCCGCAACACAUGAAGCAAGAAGCCAAUGAAGGGCGGCUGGAGCGGGGCUGGGAUGCUCGGAGGCAGGGGAUCCUGGAGACAGUGCAGGCCUCGCAAGCAGAGAGGAGAGCCCCGCAAGGGCCUGGUCUUCUGGGAGAGGACACAAAGGAAUUCCAGGCUUCUGUCAAGGGAGAAGCUGAUGCCGGCCAAGAGCUUGGAAGAGGGAGCGGGCCCCUCUGUGAGGCCUGUAGCCCCCUGGAUUCCUCCGGAGGAGUGAAGGAAGAGAUAGUGGAGGAGGAGGAGGCGGAGGCGGCAGCAGCCAGCUUGGAAAUCCAGCACCCACCCUUCAGGGACUCCUGUGGCCAAGAGGCGGAGGAAGCCCAAGAGCUACCAGGGACUCUCACAAAUGUGGCCGGCGAUUACCCCAGGUCAAGGCAGAAUUCAGUUGCUGCAAAGGACCAUCUUUCACUGGAGGUCAAGGAAGAGGGUCACGAGGAGGCCAACUUGCUGGGCUGUGACCAAACAUGGGCAAGGGCAAAGGAGGCUUACCAACUGGGAAGACAUGACCAAAUAGACAUCCAGGAAAUAUCCUUGGAAAGAGCCAAGGGGAUGUGUUUCUGGAGUUCUGAGGUAGAAGAGAUUUAUAGAAGUCCAGAAGGACUAGAAACUCAGCAGGAGAACUAUCAGUGGAUGAGCACAGAACAUGCCAUUCUUCUUGGGGAAAGCAAGAAUGAUUCAUGUAAAGGAACCUUCCAAGACAGGCAUGAGGUGAUAAAGGUGGACUCAGGGUGUGGAAAACACUUCUGUCAGAGCUUUGGCCAUCCCAAGAAUCAGAAAAUGCAAAAGGGGGAAAAGCUUCAUGCAUGCACAUACUGUGGGAAAAUUGCUAAUAGGAGAGCGGACCUUAUUGUACAUGAGAGAACCCAUACUGGAGAGAAACCGUAUGAGUGCUCUGAGUGUGGGAAAAGCUUCAACACCACCUCUUACCUUACAAAACACAAAAGAAUACACACAGGAGAGAAACCAUAUAAGUGUUUGGAAUGUGGACAAAGCUUCUGCCAGAAAGGGAACCUUGUUUCACAUGUGAGAAUCCACACAGGGGAAAAACCUUAUCAGUGUGUGGAAUGUGGACAAUGCUUUAGCCAAAGGAAAAUCCUUGAGAAACACCAGAGGAUCCACACGGGAGAGAAACCAUAUAAGUGUUUAGAAUGUGGACAACGCUUUAGUCAAACAUCACAUCUUCUCACACACAGGAGGACCCACACAGGAGAAAGACCUCAUAAAUGCUCAGACUGUGAAAAAAGCUUUAACCAGAAAGGAGACCUUGUUAUACACAGGAGAAAGCAUACUGGACAAAAACCCUAUGAAUGCUCUGAAUGUGGGAAAAGUUUUAGCACUAGCUAUCAAUUCAUAAAUCAUAAAAGGUUACACACAGGGGAGAAACCUUAUACCUGCUCAGACUGUGGGCAAAGCUUCAAUUGGAAGUCAAACCUUAUUACACACCAGAGAAUACAUACUGGUGAGAAACCUUAUGAAUGUCCCAGCUGCAGAAAAAGUUUUAGCGAUAAAUCUUCUCUUACCAAGCACCUGCGAACACACACAGGGGAGAAACCAUACAAAUGCUCAGACUGUGGACAAAGCUUCAAUUUGAAAUCAAACCUUAUUACACACCAGAGAACCCAUACUGGGGAGAAGCCAUAUUCAUGCCCUCAGUGUGGAAAAAGCUUGAGUCACAGAUCCUCUCUUACCAAGCACAUGAGAACCCAUACAGGGGAAAAGCCUUAUGACUGCCUGACCUGCGGGAAAAGUUUCAGCCGGAAGUCCACCCUCGUGAGGCACAAGCGCACCCACACGGGAGAGAAGCCCUACGAGUGCUCCGUGUGUGGGAAGAGCUUCAGCAUCCGCUGUAACCUUUUGCGUCAUGAGAGGGUCCACACAGGCGAGAAGCCCUACCAUUGCACUGACUGUGGCCAGAGCUUCAGCCGAAGACUUUUGCUUGUGAUUCACGAAAGGACCCAUGCAGGAGAGAGUCCCCACCAGUGCACCGAUUGUGGGAAGCGCUUCACUCAGCGUUCAAGCCUCACCAUCCACCGGAGAAUCCACACAGGAGAGAAGCCCUACCCCUGUCCCCAGUGUGGGAAAUGCUUCCGGCAGAGCUCAAACCUUCUGAAACACCAGAGAAUUCACUCAGGAGAGAGGCCCCAUCGAUGCCAGGAGUGUGGGAAGUGCUUCGCCCAGCGCUCACACCUCCUCAUCCACCAAAGGACCCACACGGGGGAGAUGCCCUAUGUGUGCUCCAAGUGCGGGGAAAGUUUCAGCCAGCAUCGGGGCCUCAUCGCUCACAAGAGAGUCCACACCGGAGAGGCAACCAGAGGCUAUGGCUGUCCCAGCUGCGGGAAGCAGUUCCAGCAGAAUUCGGAUCUCAAUAAACAUUUGCGAAUUCAUACAGGGGAGAAGCCCUACAGCUGCUCCGAAUGUGGGAGACGUUUCCGCUACAGCUCCAAUCUCAGUAAACACCAGAGAACUCACAAGGGAGAGAAAUCUGCCCACUUGCAGCGGUGGAAUCUCGGUGGCAGCCCCGCGGGCAUCGCCACCUCCGGCAGCAGCAACCUUGGAGACAGCUGUGCUUGGUGCUCCUGCCCGGUCACUGCGGAAAUGGCUGCAGAGCAAAGAUCUAAAGAAGCUGAAGGCUCCCAGACCCAGGUUGCCUCAGAGCAUCCGGCUGUCAAAAUGGAGGACCAUGACCCAGUGGGCCACAAACCUGCUGAGGGAGCAGAAAAAGCCGGGAAAUUGCCCCGCCUCAUUCAGGUUGGAACCAUCCGAGAGUUCCUCAACUGGGCUGCGCCGCUGCAGGUGAAAGAGGAACCGGAGGAGGAGCUGCCGGAGCACUGGGAAGCGCAGUGGCAGGAGUUCCUUCUGGCCAUGCAGUCCUCGCAUUUGGGGUGGGGAAGCCCACAGCUGACAGAGGAGGGUGCGCCGUGGGGGGAUAACAAGGCCUUCUUUGCCUCCUUUGAGCGGCUGGCCGGGACCUCCCAGCUGCCCAGGCGGGAAUGGUUGGCUCGUCUGCUGCCAGUCUUGAGCAAAGAGGCCAAGGAAGCCUACAGCAGCCUCAGCCUCCAAGACAGAGGGGAGUAUGCCAAAGUCAAGGCGGCCAUCUUGAAGGUGGACGCCAUCCGGACAGAGGCGCAGCGCCAGCGCUUCCGGCAGUUCCGCUACCACGAGGCCAGGGGCCCCCGGGAGGUGUGCAGCCAACUGCGGGAGCUCUGCCGGGGGUGGCUGAAGCCGGAGAAGCACACGAAGGAGCAGAUUUUGGACCUCCUGGUCUUGGAGCAGUUCCUGAGCCUCCUGCCCCAGGAAAUCCAGAGCUGGGUAAGGGAGCAUGGCCCAGAGACGUGUGCCCAAGCAGUGCCUCUGGCAGAGGCAUUCCUGCGGCGGCGGCGAGAGGCCGAAAGGAGGGAGAAGCAGACACGGGAAGCCCAGGUUGUGAGCAGGCCUGAGACAAAGCACUCGUCCGUAGGCGCCGGGCUGCAGCAGACGUGCAGAGAGGUGAAGCAAGAAGGUGCCCGAGCAUUGGACUCAGUCAGUUCUAGUGGUGCUGGUAUGGAGAAGAAGGCUAACGGAAGCGCUGAAAAUGGGCUGAAGGGUCCUAGCAGCAGACUGCAGGCAGCACAAAGGAACUUCCAGAGUCCUGACAGCAGAAAGCUUUUCCACCAGAACCAAGGUCUUGUUAAACACCAGAGAGUCCACACAGCAGAGAGUCCCCAUCAGUGCCCCGACUGCGGGAAGCACUUUACGCAACGCUCAAGCCUCACUAUUCACCGGAGAAUCCAUACUGGAGAAAAGCCUUACCCGUGUCCUCAGUGUGGGAAAUGCUUCCGUCAGAGCUCGAACCUUCUCAAGCACCAGAGAAUUCACUCAGGGGAGAAGCCACACCAGUGUCCAGAGUGUGGGAAAUGCUUUGCGCAGCGCUCCAACCUUCUUAUCCACCAGAGGACUCACACUGGAGAGAUGCCCUAUGUUUGUUCAGAGUGUGGGGCCUGCUUCAGCCAGCACCGGGGUCUCAUCACUCACCAGAGGAUCCACAUGGAAGAGAUGCCAUUUGGAUAUGGUUGCCCAGACUGUGGGAAAUGUUUCCAACAGAAUUCGGACCUUACAAAGCACCUGAGAGUCCACACUGGUGAGAAGCCAUACAGCUGUCCUGAGUGUGGGAAGAGCUUUAGUUACAGCUCCAACCUCAGCAAACACCAGAGAAUCCAUACGGGGGAGAAGCCUUACCUCUGCAAUGUGUGUGGGAAGAGCUUCAGCCACUUGUCAACCCGCAACACACAUCAGAGAGUCCACACAGGAGAGAGGCCAUAUGGCUGCACUGAGUGUGGAAAAAGGUUCAUAUCCAGCUCAAAGCUCACGAGACACAUGAGAACGCACUCAGGGUAUACCCCAUACAUCUGCAACGAAUGUGGGCGGAGCUUCAAUUCCCACUCUACCCUGACUACACAUCAGAGAAUACAUUCGACUGGGAGUCACAGCCUGGGAAAUUCUUUUGAAGCACAGCAGGGUCCCAGCAAUGUCUCAGGAAGGGUAUCGCCUCUGUGACUGAUGCCUCUUCUGUUCCUUAUGUAGCCUGUUCUGGUCAUAUAGAGAGGUCUGCUGUGAUACUUACAGAAAGGGUGCUAGUCCCUAAGAAGUUGGGAUUUGCAGGCCUGCGCAGUGCAGGCAGGAAGUGAGAAAUAGGGAAGGAUAUAGGAUUAGUCUGGUGGUUUGGAAAAUAGAGGUAGGGAGAAAAAAUAGGGUAGUCAGAGGGAUGGAAGUGAGAUUUCAGGCUUAUAUUUUCAAUUAGUUUUAGGAGCAGAAUAAAUUCUAGUGCAAAACAGAGGUCCUCCAAAGCUUGUCUUAGGCAGCCUCCCCAAAACACCAAAAUGGCUCCUUCUCAUAAAAUCUGCUUGGGCUGCUAUUUAGCCAUUCAGUAGUUAAAUAGAACCUCCAGGUUCAGACAUAGUAUACCUCUGAGUACCAGGUAGGUAAAGCUGAGCUGCUCAGGAAACUUCUCAUUGAACUCCAUGGGAAGUGGAAAGCUGGAUGAUAGACAGAUCAUCAAAAAGCAAAGUGUAGCUGUAUGGGUCCCGUAAGGAAAGAAAUCCUCCAAAAUCCACAGUCAGGCAACCGAUAAUGUCAUAAAAUAGCACACAGACUUUCAAGUUUUCUAGAAUUCUGCAUCAGGGUGGACCUUAAGUAAAUCAGGCAGUGGGGGAAAAUGAGCAGUUGGUUUGCUUUCAAGUUUCAGAUUGCUCUGAAUCACCUUAUAUGUGUGCAAGACAGAAAACCAUCCCUUUUAAGGGCUUCUUUUGUCUAAACAGGCAUAGAAUUGUGUCCUGUAUAGCCAGCCUGGCACUUAAGAACUGAGUUGUGAUCCUUCACUCUGAGCCUCAAGCUCACAUGUCAAGUCCAUCAUAAAACUCACUAGGUGCCUUCUGGAUUGGCGAAUCACUGUUCCCUCCAGGGCUGCCCGUUCGCUCCGCAGCAGCAGGAGGGCAAUAAUCCUGGCCUACCUUAGAUCACUGUUUGUAGAGAUUACGAAGAAAAUACGUAUGUUCUGAACAUUCUGAAGUGCAAUCAGUGUGCAGAAUAGCCCACUGCACAGACACAGCCCAAAUCUUGUCCCUAGAAACCGAACAGACAAGAUCAGCAAUGACAGGUUGAGAGGCACUGUUCCUCUGUAUAUUAGUUGCUACGGAUAAAAGUGACAGCCAACUGUGGCACUUCUUUCCUGCAAGCAAGCUUCCCAGGAGGUAUCUGGUGGACCUCUGUGGGUUCUGGCUGUGGAUCAAGAGUAUUCUCCCCCCCCCCCCCCGAGUGUUCAGAGAAGAUCUUGGAGGCCACAUUCCCAUGGUGGGCAGGGCUGAAGACAAAGAGAGCAGGGCCCAAAAUAGCUAAAUCUUGUGGCUAGAAGUUCUGCGUGCCGGUAACUAGGCCUUAAAAAGGGGGUAUUUCUACUUUUCAGAAAGGGGAAAAAACUGCACAAGUGCCAGGAAACCACCAAACAAUUGAUGAUUGUGGAUAAGGGAACAUGGCCUUCUAGAAAACCUCAAAGGGAUGGUUCUUCAUUCUUGGAUUUGAUGGAACUGGCCUUAGAAUGGGACUGAAAAAAUGAAGAGGUGGGGAAGAUUCUCGGGCUGGGGAACUGGAGCAGAUUUAAUCCACGUCUCAAAACUGGCCCUGUAUCAGCUUUUCUCCCUCCUUUGUAAGCAAUUCUCCGCUGUUUCACUUCUCGGGGCAGAACAAAAUAUUUCAUCUGUGUGGGAAACUCUUGUGGCAAUAUCAGCAAAUGGUCUGAGGGAGGGCUGGGCCAACCUCAGCCUUGCAGGAUUCACUUGAUUUUUUCAGUAGAACCCCGAGAUCCCCUGACGAGCCUCAAGAAAAAAAGAGUUCUGUCCUGUUCUUAAAUAGAGCUUACAGUUCACUACACAAAAAGUCAACCUGGGUGAUCCCAAGGUAUAAUUUGGGGUGGAGGUGCUAAAAUUCUGUCAUUUUGUUGCUGCUAGAAUUAAAGAUUGGGGAGUCAGAAAUCUUUAUUGCUCUACUACAAAUUACCCCACAACCUGCUAGUAUAUUCAUAUCUUCUGCCCAUUCCUGCUGUAGAACAGAGAGAUCCCCUGUCCCUCCAUUGCUGGGAUUCUUAGACUUGAGCCGCAAGGCCUGUCAUAGUUAAAGAAGUUAACUCUAGACGACGGGAGAGGGAUGGGCUGGAGCUUAAGUGUUAGCAGACCUGCUUUGAGAACAGAAGGCCCCACGUUUGAUCCCCAGUAUCUUUAGGUAGUGCUGGGAAAGCUGCUACAUGAAACCACAAAGAGCUGCUGCCAGUUUGUGUUGACAAUACUGAGUUAGAUGGAUGCAUCAUCUGACUGAGUACAACUUCCUGGGAGAGAUGCACAGUAGCAUGUCUCCUUAAUCUUGAUGUCUUGCACACUCAGAUUUCAUGUGUAGCAGAGUUGUCAGGACACCCCGUUGCAUUCUGGAAUUCCCAACUCUCCGACCUGUUAUUUUCUCACCUGAUUUUGAUCUUCCCCACCUUCCCAUUCCUGCAACAUUGCCCUGCAAGCUCAAGGAACCUUCUGCCUCAUCUUUCACUUUGGUAUCAGUUUCCACCAUUCCCCGUCCUUUGCCGUCCGUGAUCUUGACUGCCUCUCCUUUGGUGACUUUUAGGCCACUGUUUUCCUGUGCACCCAAUUUUGCUUUUUGGAUCAUUGGGUUUUUGUGUGCAUAUGUGUGAAUUUGCUCCUUGUCCUUUUUCAAGUGUGUAGCUGCACAGCUGUGCACAAUAGUAUGUCCUGAUUGUUUUGUCAUCUGUACAUCUGCAGAGCUGCGCACAACUGCACAGACUGGAUUUCAUAUUUACAUGGUGAAACUUUAAAUGCCUGGCAUCAACAGGCCAUGCAGCUGCUAGCACAGGCUGAGGUGUGGUGGUGGGAAGGAAUUGAAUGAAGCAGUUGUACUUGCUGUUACUUCUUUUCUGCUAAUUACAGAAAUUCUCCCACACGUGUAUUUAUAUUUUCUGAGGCUGGACCAAUGCUUAAGGAUAAGCUCAAGGACAGGCUAGCCAUGCACAUGGUAGGCAUGUUGUGAGCGGAGCCAGCUAGAGCCGGGGGUCAGACUAGAUGGCCCAGGAGGCCCCUUCUGACUCACUCUGUUUCUAUAUUAAGCAAGUAAUUCUGACUUCACAGAUAUUUCCAGUUGAAAGGUACCUUUGGGGAUGAGGUGAAAUCAAGAUCCCACAACAGAACUGUGGGUUUGACUACUCCAAACUACCCUACAUGUUGGGGUGCAGAGUUUCUUUCUGGCUGGAGGUCCAGUUCCACUUUAGUGAUACCCUUCCAGCAGGGCCUGAAGCAAAAAGGGGCAGGACCAAAAUACCAGCACCUGUUCGCUUAAAGCUCUUACUGCCAGAGCUUUCAGCCCUUUUGAAGGGGGCACAAACUGCACAAAAGCUGGGAAAUCACUCGCUGAUCCCUGGCUGGGGAAGAGGGAUGGGGCCUGGGGAAGAGAGCGCGGCUGUCGGCUUUGGUGCCAAGGUCUGAGGUUCUGCAUCAUUCUUGUAUAUCUCAUGUACAGCCCUUGGUAUGUUAAAAACGCACUGCAUUAGUAGCCAAGCAUGGAGGUAAUGCCGUUGUGCAUGAGUCAGAUGCAGAAUGGUGGGGGAGAGCGGAGGGUGCCUGGGAACCGCGUCUGUGGAAGGGGAGCCAUAGUUCCACUAGCAAGAAGGAGCAGCGGAGCGUGGCCUUGGCAGCACAAGCGACUGAAAUGUGGCUCUUCCAAAGAAUCUUUUCUGCUGUGGACGGGAGGGGGAGGUUUAUUCUCCCACAGUUCUGGGCUUAGUAGUGACAGCUCCUGGGCAAAGACCAGAAUUUGUGUGUACUUAUGUGCUUUGGGAAAGAAUCUGCAUUAAGAAGAGCUGGAUUUGGGGAAUUGUAUAUAUAAACUUUUUGAAUUCA